UCAGGAGGAAAGGGUCAGAGAGGCACUUCGACAGGCAGCUGCUGCACGUUUCUCCAGUCUUCAACCUCAACUUUGGCUUCAGCAACGGUUUUUUAACGCUUGACUCGCAGUCUUCUUAAUUCUUGUGGAUGAUUUUGGUUGACAACAGUAUCUUUCGUCACUACAAAAGGACGUGUUUUUGCCAGAUUCUAGGAGUAACGGGCAGCCGAGAACCUCAGCUAGCAGCAGCUAUAACGAGGCUAUAGCAGGCUAGCUAACGUUAGCUAGCGACCUGGCUAGCUGCACACGAGCUGAGCAUUGCUCGGUGGUGGGGUGGGGGGGGCGGUGUGCCUACAGUGUCGUUUGAUGGAUCCGAGAAUUGCCUGGUUUCAACCAGAACAACGUGGACCCGCUAACAACCUGUGGAUGCAGAUUUGGGAGACGACACAAGGGCUCGGCUACUUGCAUGUAAAUAACAGCUACAGCACUGGAUCUCAGAGCACGUCGAGUCUGAAAGCGACCGUCAACGGAGCACCGGGAGCCGUCCUCACCAGCAGAAACGGAGCACUUGACUCAAACACCGGCAGCGGUGAAGGCAGGACUCAGGGGAUGUCAAGCUCAAUGGGGGACGGGGGAAUAACUGAACAGCGGGACUUUAUACCACUGGAAACCAAUAGCAACCACAACAACCGAGCCGCUGGCAGGGGCGGUGUCGGUGGAGGGGGGCAGCAGCAGGGCAGCGGGGUCGCUGUGCUUUGGAGGGGGCUGACGGACGGACACCCCAACAAAAGAAAAAGAGACAACAAAGCUAGCACUUUCGGAUUCAAUUCCAGCCUCUUGAACAGUGGCAGCGCCUCCAACACGGGAGGCUACGAUGGUUACACGGGCACACCAUGGAAAGUCAGGAACUACUCGGAGGGAAUUGUAGGGUUACACGAGGAGAUCAAUGACUUCUAUGAGUACAUCUCCCCACGGCCGGAGGAGGAGAAAAUGAGGCUGGAGGUGGUGGACAGAAUAAAGGGAGUCAUCCACGACCUGUGGCCCAGCGCUGAGGUCCAAGUGUUUGGGAGCUUCAGCACUGGCCUAUAUCUGCCAACAAGUGACAUUGACCUGGUGGUUUUUGGGAAGUGGGAGACGCUGCCACUGUGGACACUGGAAGAGGCUCUGCGGAAGAGAAAUGUUGCAGAUGAGAACUCCAUCAAAGUUUUGGACAAGGCAACGGUUCCCAUCAUCAAACUGACAGACUCCUUCACUGAGGUCAAAGUUGACAUCAGCUUCAAUGUGAAGAGUGGUGUUAAAGCUGCUCGGCUCAUCAAGGAAUUCAAAGAGAAAUACCCUGUGCUGCCUUACCUGGUCCUGGUGCUGAAGCAGUUCCUACUGCAGAGGGACCUAAAUGAGGUUUUUACCGGUGGAAUUGGCUCCUACAGUCUGUUCCUCAUGGCCGUCAGCUUCCUGCAGCUUCAUUACAGGGACGAUGUGUGCAGUCCCAACAUCAACAUUGGUGUUCUGCUCAUUGAAUUCUUUGAGCUCUACGGUCGCCACUUCAACUACCUGAAAACAGGCAUCAGGAUAAAAGAUGGAGGUUGCUACGUUGCCAAAGAUGAGGUUCAGAAGAACAUGAUGGAUGGCUACAGGCCCUCCAUGCUCUACAUUGAGGACCCACUACAGCCAGACAAUGACGUUGGCCGGAGUUCCUAUGGUGCCAUGCAGGUGAAGCAGGCAUUUGACUACGCCUAUGUGGUGCUCAGCCAUGCUGUGUCACCCAUCGCCAAGUACUACCCCAAUAACGAGACUGAGAGCAUACUUGGCAGAAUAAUCCGAGUGACACAGGAAGUGGAUGAAUACAGGGAAUGGAUCCGAAAGAACUGGGGGAGCCCGUCCCAGAAUGAUCUGCCACUCAACAGAAAUGACGUCACACUCUUUGAGUCCCAACAACUCGAUGAGUGCAACAACAACGUCCCAGAUGACGACGAUGUUGUUGUGGUUCUACCAUCGGCCCCCAACAGCAAAAACUCCUCCAACUCCUCCUCUCCAUCCCCUUCACUGCGCUCCUCUCCUUCGUCCUCUCUGCUGUCGCCUUCUUCCACAUCCUCUAACUCCAGCUCCAGUGAUGCGGACUCUGAUGGCACGCCGUGCAAGACAGCCAAGCAGCAGUCUGGCCGGGGCUCCAGCACCCACAGAGAAAAGUCAGCUGCUGUUAGUAAUCACCGAACACAGAGCCACACUACUGGCACUCCAUCUGGAAGCAACAAGGGAGGAAAGGGCAGGAUGUCUCGUUCACACCAUAAGAGUGGCCACCACGGGCAGCAGAGCUCGUCAUCUAGUACCAAAAGUCAUCCGAGCAACAAGCCACACCACCAGGGCAACAGCAAGAAGAGGAAAAAUGUACGAGACUCUACACAAGAAGACCUCUGCAGAUAGGGGUGACCUCGCCUGCCCUCCCCCCGUCCCCUGUCCUGUCUGCAACUGACUGACUGUCAUGUCCCACUUCUGCUGCCAGACUCCAGCCUCAGGAGGCUGUUAGUAGUAUUUAAACAUCUACAGUUAUCUGUCUCUCUGUCAAGCUUUUUGGGAUGACAAGCAACAAUUUCUAGCAGAAAAAAAAGAACAAAAAAAAGAAUCAUUAUAGGAAACGGGGUUUAAUUUCUUGGACCUGAACUGAAAUCAAAGGAUAAAAUGCUCAUUUGCUUCUCAACAGCUUCUUUUAUGGAGCAGUUUUCCUUCCCACAGCCAGCACCUACACAACAUGCCUCUUGCGCCUCCUGCUGUACAGGAGUAGACAGGUUGGGUGUCGGGAAUCUACUCUGGAGCAAUACCUGGAGCUACUGGCUGGAAAAUAGGAUCAAAAAUUUUAUCAAAAAAAAGAAGAAAAAAGCAGAUGGCUUAAAAUGUAUAAAAAAUAUAAAUGUUAUGUUGAACAGACAAAUAUAUACACAGAUUUUUUUAAGAUGGUAACUUACAAAUGCAAUCAGUAAGAGUGGGACAUAACUUAUGCAUGAGAUUUCUUUUUGUUGGUUGAUUUUUCUGUUGGUUUUUGUUAAGUCUAAACAGGUUAUACAAAGAUUUGUACAAAAACGCAUCAGAAAAAAAAAGUUAAAAAUACAAGUAAGAAGAGAUUGUUUCAUAUGAGAUUUUUACAAAAUAUACCGAUUGAAGACAUGUAAACAUGCACAUCUUGUGCCCGCAGCUUUUCGGCCAAAGCCAAGAGCUGGUUUGGGUCCCAUUGCCAACAUAAAUCAUCAGCAUCUACUUUUACUCCUGGUUGCUCUCUGUGAUUGUGCUACAGUGUUAAAACUUAGCCUUGAGUGAGCCAAUGCUCACAUACAGCCCUAUAGAUGACCGGGUGAGAGAUCAUCAUCUCAUCUCAAUAGCACAGCCACACCAGUGUAGAGGCUUUAAGACUAUUAAGACUACAGGUUUAAAUUAAUAAGGGGUGAUAAUGGUUUUAUGAAAAAUCCUACACUUGAAAAAAAAAAAUGUGUUAACAAUACAACUGUGGGUGAUAAUCUGUUCCUUCGGUAAUUUACCAACUACAAAAUCAUUUGUAUUUGUUAAAUGUAUUUAUUUUUUUAUUAAUUAUAUGAGCAUAGUAUGGAUAAAUGUAUUAUUAACAUUAGAGCCCAUAUCUUUGAGUCCUAUAUUUGAAAUAGGAUAAAUUGCGAGGGGGGUGGGGUGGGAAUAUUCAGGUACAGUAAAAUACCACCUUUAUUAUUUAAUUGGGUUUUUUUUCAUUGACAGUUGAGUGACCAAGUUACUUGGAAAAGUUUGAGAGAGACCAUUUUACAAGUCAUACAGUGGUAAUUGUAUUUUAAUAUGUGGCUGGUCUACUUACUUUAAAAGGGAGCGGAUAGUUUUUUUUUUUUUCAUAAACUAUCAUAGAAACACACGUCUUCAAUGUGUCAAUCCCCCUCUGUCAUUGCAGUACAGCAACUAACCUGUAGAUGGAGUCAUUGCUCUGAGUCUUAAUCCACAGAGUUUGGGCUUGUAUACUGCAUUUGGACGGUUUAUCGCUGCGUUAUUUUUGUGAUUGACCGAUAAUGUCCUGAUAUCUCAACUGAAUGGGCAGCUGCAUAUAGAAAACUCGUUAAGCUGAGUGCUUGCUGGAGGGAGUAACACACCAAAGCACAGUGCAAUUCUCCAUUGUCUCUUCCAAAUGUGACAAGAAUCACCCACAGUGAAAUCAAGUAGCCAGCAAUAACUACCACCUUACAUUAUACAUCACUACAAUGUCUGCUGCAGCAACAUGAUGCCUUGCUCACUCCCGAGCAAGUUUAAUCUUCUGUGUUAAGACAGUGAAGCACAUUUGAGUCCAUGCACUAACUCACAGCCUAUUAUAUUUAGUGUUGAAAUGUUUAAAACUACGGUUCCAUGCCCCCACCACCACCACCAUCCCCCAGCGCUACAGUUGCGGUUUAAAUGCAGUAUAUAAACGCUGGUCUUGUGGUAGACGGACAAGGAGAAAGGCAAAUGAAGUUAGCCGUGCCAUCUGAAUGUCCACUGACCAUCUUUUUUCACUGCAGGAAGCCUUCAAACCCAACUGUACUCAUCUGAAAUUUGUUUCUCUGCAGCUAUUACAAUUCAUGCAAUAAAAACAGUACAAUUAA
Molecule: messenger RNA, 4583 nt
Organism: Seriola aureovittata
Lineage: Eukaryota; Metazoa; Chordata; Actinopteri; Carangiformes; Carangidae
Gene: tent4b
Product: terminal nucleotidyltransferase 4B
Exons: 12
Coding region: 346-2400 (684 amino acids)
Biological process (GO): RNA 3'-end processing
Cellular component (GO): nucleolus; TRAMP complex
Molecular function (GO): mRNA binding; poly(A) RNA polymerase activity
Source: RefSeq, a predicted model, not a curated record